Messenger RNA from Peromyscus maniculatus bairdii (prairie deer mouse), 2030 nucleotides. Lineage: Eukaryota; Metazoa; Chordata; Mammalia; Rodentia; Cricetidae. The record is from RefSeq and is a predicted model, not a curated record.
CCUUUGCUUGUCCCAUCAAGCUAGGGGCGGUGCAACGGUGGGCGGGUCCUAGCGGCGGCCUGACGGGCCUCAGACGGUAGGAAUCUGCAGUUUCUAGCUGUUGGCGGCUUGGGCGGGACCCACGCGGUGCGGUGCAAGAUGGCGGAUGCAGAAGUAAUUACUUUCCCAAAGAAGCAUAAGAAGAAAAAAGACCGGAAGCCAUUACAAGAAGAAGAUGUAGCUGAAAUACAACAUGCUGAAGAAUUUCUUAUCAAACCAGAAUCCAAAGUGGCUCAAUUGGACACUUCUCAGUGGCCCUUGUUACUAAAGAAUUUUGAUAAGCUAAAUGUAAGGACAACACACUAUACACCUAUUCCUUGUGGUUCAAAUCCUUUGAAGAGGGAGAUUGGGGACUAUAUCAGGACAGGUUUCAUUAAUCUUGACAAGCCCUCUAACCCCUCUUCCCAUGAGGUGGUAGCCUGGAUCCGACGAAUACUUCGGGUAGAGAAGACAGGCCACAGUGGCACACUAGAUCCCAAAGUGACUGGUUGUUUAAUUGUGUGCAUUGAACGAGCUACUCGUUUGGUGAAAUCACAACAGAGUGCAGGCAAAGAGUAUGUGGGAAUUGUUCGGCUGCACAAUGCUAUUGAAGGGGGUACUCAGCUUUCUAGGGCCCUAGAAACUCUGACAGGUGCCCUGUUUCAGCGACCCCCACUUAUUGCUGCAGUAAAGAGGCAGCUUCGAGUGAGGACUAUCUACGAGAGCAAAAUGAUAGAAUAUGAUCCUGAAAGACGAUUAGGAAUCUUUUGGGUGAGCUGUGAAGCUGGCACCUACAUUCGGACACUAUGUGUACACCUUGGCUUGCUACUGGGAGUUGGUGGUCAGAUGCAGGAACUUCGGAGGGUGCGUUCUGGAGUCAUGAGUGAAAAGGACCACAUGGUGACAAUGCAUGAUGUACUCGAUGCUCAGUGGCUGUAUGAUAACCAUAAGGAUGAGAGUUACUUGCGGCGUGUUGUUUACCCUGUGAAUGCAAUCUGCUAUGGGGCCAAGAUCAUGCUUCCUGGUGUUCUCCGAUAUGAGGAUGGCAUUGAGGUCAACCAGGAGAUUGUGGUCAUUACCACCAAGGGGGAAGCUAUCUGCAUGGCUAUUGCAUUGAUGACUACAGCAGUGAUAUCUACCUGUGACCAUGGUAUAGUAGCCAAGAUAAAGAGGGUAAUUAUGGAGAGAGACACCUAUCCUCGCAAGUGGGGUUUAGGUCCAAAGGCAAGUCAGAAGAAGAUGAUGAUCAAGCAAGGCCUUUUGGACAAGCAUGGCAAACCUACAGACAACACCCCUGCCACCUGGAAACAAGACUACAUUGACUAUACUGAUUCUGGCAAGAAAGCACUGGUUGCUGAAGCAGUACAAGCCCCUCAGUUAGCUGGUGAAACAGUUAAAGUCAUAAAAAGGAAGCGGGAAAGUGAGAGUGAAAGUGAUGAGACCUCUCCAGUUGUUCCUCAGUUGAUGAAAAAGGAAAAGAAGAAGAAUAAGAAGAAUAAGAAGCCUAAAACCGUGCUAGAAAGUGGGGGCGAGGCUGGAGAUGGGGACAGUGACAUCAUGAAAAAGAAAAAGAAGAAGAAAGUAAAAGUGGUGGAAAAGAUGUCUGAAUAGUAAAAGCCACUUGAAGCAUUGUGUCCAGCUAGGAGGAGAAAUGAAAACCUUAUUGAAAAACAUUUUGUUGAGGAGUAGAACAGAGGUCCCAAACAGAGUAUAGAGUUCUGGUACACUUUAGCCUACACUUGUGACCUCAGUGGUUAGGGUGUGGCCAUUUCAUCCUAUCCUGUCCUGUCCUGUUUUAAGGAUAUGAGAGAUGAAAAGCAGUUUUUGCCACUGACCCCUCUGCUUGCUUGAGUGGGGGAGCAUACCUUCAGACAUGGCACUGCCUAGUAACUGUCUGCAGCUGUUUACUAAUGGCCAUUUUAAACAAUGCCAUAGAUAGUUCUCUCCUAGUUUGUUUUUUUUUUAAUGUUUGUAAAAUUUAAAUCUGCUAAAUAAAAUGGUAUAGAACCUUC